AGAGAGACCUCACGUUGUUAUAAAAGGGACAAUCGACCUCUAUCUCCAGACAUCUAUCAACCAGUCUCACAUCAGUCACUCGAUUCUAAAUAACACUAACUCUUCGCAUCUCAACCCAACGACCUUCUACAUCAACCACAUACCACAACUCCAAUCACCAUCAAAAUGCAGUUCACUAGCUUCAUCGCCGCUGCUGCCGCCCUCGCCUUCGGCGCUAACGCCAACGCCAUUCCCCGUGACGGUGCCCGCCUGGGACAAUUCCGUGUUUUUGGAGCUGACGGCUGCUCGGACCUGAACUACGGCUUCUACCUCGUCGACCAAUCCGACGCCAACACCUGCCACCAAUUCACCAACCUUCCUUCUGGCCCCGGCGUCAAGUCCGUUGUCCUCGAGGCCAUGAACUCCCCCGCUGCCGACGGGUGCAACUUCUACAUCUACACCAACAACAUCUGCACUUCCGGCCGCCGCGCUCUGUCGGUCUCGGGCUGCAAUGACGUCCCCCCGCCCAACGCCAACUGGGCUUCGUGGCAGAUGGAAUGCCCUUCCAGCGCUGCCGGAAACUAGAGUGAUCACGGUUUCAAGGGCUGAGGUGAAGGGUCUAAUGGAUACGGAAUAGGGAGUGUGGGAUAUGGGCACGGUUACUUUUAGCAUUGAACGGAGCAGAUUCAGGCAUUCCUUUUUACUGGCGGGGAUAACCGACAUUAAAAUUUAGACAUUUUAGCAUUUUGCUUGCACAUUCCUUACAUACCUAUAGUUCUUGUAACUAGUAUAUAUACAUGAGUGCCCCCAUAUAUCGCUGGUAUUCGAGGAAGCGUGACUUUCAGCUCUGUUAGGAA
Messenger RNA from Annulohypoxylon truncatum, 836 nucleotides. RefSeq lists its product as uncharacterized. Lineage: Eukaryota; Fungi; Ascomycota; Sordariomycetes; Xylariales; Hypoxylaceae. The transcript has 2 exons. The record is from RefSeq and is a predicted model, not a curated record. The coding region runs from base 166 to 564 and encodes 132 amino acids.